Molecule: messenger RNA, 2526 nt
Organism: Gasterosteus aculeatus aculeatus (three-spined stickleback)
Lineage: Eukaryota; Metazoa; Chordata; Actinopteri; Perciformes; Gasterosteidae
Gene: shld2
Product: shieldin complex subunit 2
Biological process (GO): regulation of double-strand break repair via homologous recombination
Cellular component (GO): nucleus; site of double-strand break
Source: RefSeq, a predicted model, not a curated record
UUCGGGUCGUCGUCUCGGUCCGCGGCCUGGCUGUAGCCGCGCCGCCGCGGCAGGGAGGCGGACGCGGGGGGAGCCGAGUCCGCGGCGGAGGCACCCGGGGCCGGGACGCCGCCCGCUGCCCGGCAGAGCCGCCGGCCGAGCAUGUGCGAGCGGCGGACGGUUCACGUCUUCCUGGGGGCUCCGCCUCCCUCCUCGGCGUCGGCAGGUGGGGGGCAGGGGGAGGAGCGUCGCCCUGACGAGUGGAGACACCUGGAGCUCACCUGGCGGGAUGGGCGCCUGAGUCCAGCGGCAGGGGAAGCUGGAGAUGGUCGUCUGGAGGAACCAGGAUACAGAGAGGACAAAGGCGCCAAGCGCUGCACGUCGAGUGGUCUAAUCCCGGCCGCCGAUCUCAGACCUGCAGACGGAUUCCUGAGGAGAGAAGACGAGCCGGACGCCGGACAGGACGACCAGUGUUCGGCUUCGGUUCUUGAGUAUCUUGACAGCUGUUUCCCCGCAGCUCAACCAGAACCAGUGAACCCAGAACCUCCACGCGGCUCUGAGCAGCGGCCGUUGCCUGACGCUGCUCCCCUGUCAGCCCGCACUCAGUACCUCACCACCUGGACCCUGAGUCAGGCGCUCAUGCUGAGAGGAAGCGGGGGAGUCCAAUCAUCCCUACCUCCUCAGACCCCCCCCAAGGACGGCCAAACACCUCCCUCCGUCUCCUCCGGCACCCCGGAGCUCUUCGGCCCCGCAACGCCGUCACCCGAGGCCACCGGCGAGCUCCUCAGCCAACCCCGUCCCGUGCUCCCGAGGGUGGAGGAAGGGGGCGUGGUGGUCGAGGCCACCACGGACGGUGUGCUCUGCUCCCAGGAGGCCGAGCCGCAGGAGUCUAGGACCCCUCGAGGCUCUCCUCCCAAACCUGGUCUCAAGAGGGCUAGACUCUUAUUAAACGCCAGGACCAAAGAGCCCGACAACCCCCCCGCGGGGCUCCAAGGUCCCACCACACUUCUGGUCCGAUGUGACAAACGGGGGUUUCGGCUCUCCGUUCUGGUGGCGGUGGUUCACCCCUGUCACCUGAAGGAGGUGAAGGUGAAGUCCGGGGCGGCUAGGGGAACCUGCGUCCCUCUGGCGUCCAUCGUGGUGACGGACCAAUCGGGCGUGGAGAUGAAGGUGGUGCUGUGGCGCCGGGCGGCGUUCUGGGCGUUGACUGUCAGUCCUGGAGACCUUCUGCUCAUCACAGGUCUACAGGUGAAUGAAGACAGGUGGAGGGGAGAGACGGUGCUGCAGUCCACCUUCACCAGCAAACUGCUCAACCUGGGACAGAUCACCGCCUCCGCCUCGCCGCCAGCUCCUCGGCAUGUCGACGCUCACUCUCUGAGGUCUCUGUGUGUUUUUCUUCGGGAGCGGCGCCCCCUGCUGCUGUCUCUGAACCUCUGCCCACCUCAGGACCUGAGCCGCCUCCCCUACGCCUGCCUGAGGUCACUACGGGUCAACACGCUGGUCCACGCUCUGCUGCGAGUCACGCACACGGACAUCGGCACAGCUUGGAGAAGUGAGGCGGAUUCUCGCUUCAGGUCAGCGGUUCAGCUGCAGGCCGUUCUGACCGUGGAGCAGCCGCUUGGCCAGCAGGGGGCGCUCCUGCUGUGGGGAGCAGCUGUGGACUGGCUCCCCCGCUUCAACAGAGACCGAGCGGCUGUCUGGGAGUUUCGGUUCCUUUUAGUCAGGGACGGCUUGACCUCUGACCUGGCCGAGCUGCAUUCCACCUCCUGGAGCUCGGCCCAGCCUCUGGAUACCGCCGACCGCCGGGCGCAGGACUUCUUCAGGCCGCCACACUUCCCAACGGGAAACGGUGGCAGCCUGGAACUGGACCUUGACACGCUGCUGUCUCAGAAGUACAGCGGUGACGCGGAGCUCAGAGUCCAGGUCACUGCUUUCCACUUCCAGGACUCUCCGCCUUCCCCAAAUGCACCUCAGCCGAUCCUGGACAGCUCCACGCCGCUCGAUGGUAUCCUUGCGGCGCUGAGCGGUGACAUCACCUACACCGGCUGCGGUCGCUGCUCCACAGAACUCGAUACCGACGCAAACGGCAUCUACGGGCCAUGUUACCGCUGCCUGCCCAACACCACUGUACGGCGCUACUACAGGCCGGGUGUGUUGACUGUGAGUGGCCGGGGCAGCCGUCAGGUGUGCGUUCAGGUUCCUCCGGUUCCUCUUCAGGAGAUCCUGGAGGCUCCGCCCGAUAAACUCAGCAGGAGCUCAGCUCCGGGCUCCGAGGUGAAGUAUGUCCAGGUGGCGGCGGAGAGAAUCCGGUUCUUCCUUUCUCUCCCAAGGAAAACCUUCAUCCUCACUGUCCGGAGCGAUUGCACGUGCGACGAAAACAGCGUCCCCCUUAGUCGGGACUUCACGCUGCUGGACCUUCGGCUGAGUGACGAAGGGUGAAGAUCAGCGGGAUCUCCUCAGUUUGUCCCAAAACACAAGCAAAACGUGCGAGGAACAGAUUAAACCCUCUAAGUUGACUGUCCGUAAUAAAAGAUUCAUAAACCACAA